UCUAUGUAUUUUCAAAGAUGACAUCAAGUAUUUCAGAUGGUCACUCAGAAGCUCCAUCAUGUAAACAAACUUUUGGAAAUCUGGGGGAAAGGCAAUGGGUUUCCAAAUCCACUAUUUUUAUCUUUUACCAGCAAGCAGGAGCUGGGCAGAACAUAGAAUAAAAUGUGGACUUUCUCAGUAAGGGUUAAUAAUCAAUGUAGAUCGCCUAACAAAGGCAAGGCUGCUGUAUUAUACUGGGAAAGUUUUUUUUUUUUUUUUUUUCUUAACUGUCAGUGAAGCAGUACUAAUUAUUACUCCAGUGUAAAUGAGGUCAUUUCCUAUUAAGAGAACAAAAUGCUCAGGCUCGCCUUGCCAAUUCAUACCAACUAUUUUUCACACAUACUCAGCUUUUUAGAUUUUUUUAAAAGUUUUGAUAAAAUCCAUUCAUUUGUAUUAGAAAAGUGUAAACCGCCGCAAUAAUAGUUACCCAUGAUUACCCCAGAUGAGCUUUUGUAAUAUGUGGGAUGUUUGAAUACCAUGUGUUAGCCAUGCAACAAUUAGACAGUUGAAUGGAUCUUUAAAACAAUCAGAUACUUUUAUCUCACUGCUUAAAAAAAAAAAAAGAAACACAAAAAAACCAUUCCUUGGAUGUGUACCGUUAAACUGUAAAUUCUGGGGAACACGCCACUUGUGUCACGAGGAGAACUUUCGGGUGUGUGUUGAUCAAGGACAAAAAGACAUCCAAAUAUCUUAUCUGCAUGUUUUCAUUUUUUUAUGCAAAAAGAUUUAAGGAAUAUUGUAGCAAACAAAGGGUAAUUGUUUUAGCCCAGAUGUUGCUUUUGCACAACAAGCAGGUUACAAUGUUCCCACAGAGCUGAUGAGCCCAAUCAGGGAAAUGAUUAAAAAUUGAUUUUGUCCCUGUAAUUACAGUAUGUAAACUACUUAGCUUGGAUUGCAAAGGAAGUGAUUUUCUAAUUACGUAUAUACUCUGGUGUCUAAUGAUUGGUUUUUUGAAGUAAUGAAGAGAGAGCACUAACGACUCCUUGGUGCUCUGUUGUUAAAGAAAGACCAUCUUUAGAGUAAGCAGCAGCAGACAAAGAGUUUAAAUUGAAUUUUCAACACUGUUAACGUGCACAUGGGUUUGUUUAUUAAAGAGACAGGGGCACAAUUUGAUUGGCUCCAAGCAGCUUGGCUUUUCUUCAUGCUAGAGCAUGUGAAAACACAUGUACUGGCAGGCAGGCGUGUGGCAAGAGGUCCUGUCACUCACCUCUGAGAGUCCCAGUGCCUGGGCCUAUGACAUAGGGUCUCAGGUUGCUGGAAAGUUCUGAUGUCUGUGUGUCCUGAAAGUUUUAGAUUGAACAGGUAUCAGAUGGCAUCUCUGCCAGUUACCUUUGUUUUAAAAUGAGAGUGGAGGAUGUCUAGGGAAUAUCUUUUUUCAACUGCCUUAUAAGUGGCUGGUCUCUAGUAUGUGGGUGAACUCCAUGUUUAUAGGCCUGACUACACAAGGACAGCUGUGGGACCCUAGAGUGGACUCCUGGACUUUUAGAUGGGACUCCUGGACUUUUAAAUGGUUGCAUUGAAGUUCUACAGUAAUCUCCUCCAUCGAGACACCAUGGCUAUUGAAUGAUAGCUCCUUUGGGCAGGGAAGCAGUUAGAAUACAGAGGGUGAUUAUUUUUUCUAGGUUCAUGCUGUGGAAAGAGGAUGGUAGCUUCAUGAUGAACCUGCUGUGAGAGCCUCCAGGGCCCCAUCUUCACCAGGUUCAGAUCAGUACCCUCAAAACCAUGGGGAGAUUCUUCUUUAACUGAAUGUGCAACACAUCCUAUCAGGAGAGGACUUUUCCUUGCCCCAUAUGAUGCCUUUCAUGAGAUGGUAGUGUAUAACAGAGGAGAGUGGGCUGGUGAUCACAGAUUGCCUUGAGCACCCAGCCAGUGGCUGUGGAGCCACUGUGGAUGAGUAUCCUAGCUGGCUAGCUGGGCCACAUCUCACAAACCGAGCACUCAGGCAGGUGACAUUGUUUGGGUGGGCUGCAUGCAUUUGUGACACAGAGUGAGAAAGUUAGUAAGCUAACUGGGCCACUGUUCUGGACUUGAUUCAGCAGAGAUGACUGAUGCCAAACAUGGCAUCCGUAAGUUGCACUCGGGCAUAGACCUCUGAAAGACUCACCAAAUACCCCCUCAGUCACUGAGCAGACUUGCCCACUUGAAAUCUGGGGUAGAAUUUUAGUCUCUUGUAGGGAACACCAUAAACCAGAGUGAGGAGAACCCCUAAGCUCCCUGCUUUCAGCAUGCCAAGGAGGAGUGAGGGGAGAGCCUUCUCUGCUCUAUUUCUUCUCCUGGCCUAUCUGGAGAGAUGGCUUGGAAGCUCCGCCUCCUCCUCUUCUGCAGGUGGCGUUUCCCCCACUGAAAACAAGCUGAGCAAAUUUGACUCAUCACAGCAAAGGUCACACAAGCUCCUGUUUGGCAAAUCACUAGAAGAAUUGGGGCAGUGGGGCUAGCAAAUAUUUUUUGGCUCUCCCAAAGCCCAGCAAGUUGCCCUUAGAUGAGUGCUAUUGGUGUAUCUUCUAGAAGACUGUGUUGGUCAUUUCAGAUUUUUAACAGGUCUUAUUUUUACAGUUCCUGAACACCACGGCUUUAAGAACACCUUUCAUCCAGGACGGAACUCUUUGACUUUAAGACUUGCCUGGGAGCGGGGACAUCCUUCUGGCCAUCUUUUAGUUCCUGCAUCCGGUGCAUCUUUUCUGGGGAUAUAUUCUUACUAGACUGACAGUCCUUAAGUCAAGCAUGCAGUGAGGGUGUUAAGGGAUGGAAGAAGCGAGUCUGUGCCUUGGAGUGUCCUCGACGGCACCGGAAGCUGAGCCUCACUUGAGUGGCCCAGUCCUCAAUGGCCAGUAUGCCAUGAGCCAGAAGUUGCACCAGAUCACUUCCCAGCUCAGCCAUGCCUUUCCUGAGCUUCAUUCGCGGCCCAACCCAGAGGAGAAGCCACCUGCAGCCCUUGAGGAAAAGGCCCACGUACCCAUAAGCGGACAGCCCAUGGGCAGCCAAAUGGCAUUGCUGGCCAAUCAGCUGGGCCGUGAUGUGGACAACAGCCUCAAUGGGCGUGUGGACCUGCAGCAGUUCCUCAAUGGGCAGAACUUAGGCAUCAUGUCUCAGAUGAGUGACAUUGAGGAUGAUGCCAGAAAGAACCGGAAGUACCCGUGUCCUCUGUGUGGCAAGCGUUUCCGAUUCAAUAGCAUCCUCUCCCUGCACAUGCGCACUCACACUGGCGAGAAGCCAUUCAAGUGCCCCUACUGCGACCACCGUGCAGCCCAAAAAGGAAAUCUCAAGAUUCACCUCAGGACCCACAAGCUGGGCAACCUAGGGAAAGGGCGCGGGCGGGUGCGUGAGGAGAACCGACUGCUGCAUGAGUUAGAGGAGAGGGCCAUUCUGCGGGACAAGCAGAUGAAGGGCAGUCUGAUGCAACCAAGGUCUGAUCUCAAGCCCUUGGCACAUGCCCAACAGGCUCCAUUGGCCACCUGCAAUUUAGCCUUGCCCCCCAACCACAGUGUGCCCGAUGUAGCCCACCCGGCACCUUCUCCCAAGCCAGCCAGUCUGCAGGAGGAUUCGGUGACCCCGGCUGCUGGCUUCAGAUGCACCUUUUGCAAAGGCAAGUUUAAAAAGCGUGAGGAGCUGGACCGCCACAUCCGCAUUUUGCAUAAGCCGUACAAGUGCACAUUGUGUGACUUCGCGGCCUCACAGGAAGAGGAGCUCAUCAGCCACGUGGAGAAGGCACACAUCACUGCGGAGUCGGCCCAGGGCCAGGGUCCCAAUGGUGGUGGAGAGCAGUCGGCCAACGAGUUUCGCUGUGAGGUCUGCGGCCAGGUGUUCAGCCAGGCCUGGUUCCUGAAGGGCCACAUGCGCAAGCACAAAGACUCCUUUGAGCACUGCUGCCAGAUCUGUGGUCGGCGCUUCAAAGAGCCUUGGUUCCUGAAGAAUCACAUGAAGGUCCACCUCAACAAACUGUCAGUGAAGAACAAGUCCCCCACCGAGCCUGAGGUGUCAGUGCCCAUGGGCGGCCUGUCCCAGGAGGCCCAUGCCAACCUGUACUCGAGGUACCUUUCCUGCCUGCAGAGUGGCUUUAUGGCCCAGGACAAAGCCAGCCUGAGUGAGCCCACCCAGCUCUAUGGCAAAGGGGAACUCCAAGCCAAGGAGAAAGAGGUUCUGGGAAAGCUACUGUCUCCCAUUUCCAGUAUGUCUCAUAGUGUCCCGGAGGGAGACAAGCACUCCCUCCUGGGCUGCCUCAACCUUGUGCCACCACUAAAAUCCAGCUGCAUUGAACGGUUGCAGGCAGCUGCCAAAGCUGCAGAAAUGGACCCAGUGAACAGCUAUCAGGCCUGGCAGCUCAUGGCCAGGGGCAUGGCCAUGGAACAUGGCUUCUUAUCUAAAGAGCAUCAGCUCACGCGAAACCACGAAGACACUUUGGCAAAUGCUGGAGUUCUGUUUGAUAAGGAGAAGCGGGAGUAUGUGUUAGUGGGAGCAGAUGGCUCCAAGCAGAAAAUGCCUGCUGAUUUGGUUCACAGCACUAAAGUGGGCAAUCAGAGAGACCUGCCAAAUAAGCUCGACCCUCUAGAAGGCAGUCGGGAAUUUUUGUCACAUGGGCUCAACCAGACGCUCGAAUACAACCUGCAGGGUCCUGGGAACUUGAAGGAGAAGCCCACUGAGUGCCCGGACUGCGGACGGGUGUUCCGCACCUACCACCAGGUGGUCGUGCAUUCUCGCGUUCACAAGCGGGACCGCAAGAAUGAUGAAGAUGUUCUGCAUGUGGGCGUGGGCCUGGAUGAGCGGCGUGGCUCAGGCAGCGACCAAGAGUCCCAGUCGGUGAGCCGCUCCACCACACCCGGCUCCUCUAAUGUGACUGAGGAGAGUGGGGCUGGAGGUGGCCUGUCGCAGACCGGGAGCGCCCAGGAGGACAGUCCACACCCCUCUUCACCAUCUUCCUCAGACAUUGGCGAGGAGGCCGGGAGAGCCGCCGGGGGCAUCCAGCAGCAGGCGCUGCUUCGAGACAGGAACCUGGGCUCGGCCAUGAAGGACUGCCCAUACUGUGGGAAGACUUUCCGGACUUCCCAUCACCUUAAGGUCCACCUGAGGAUACACACAGGUGAGAAACCAUAUAAGUGUCCUCACUGUGACUAUGCUGGCACUCAGUCAGCAUCCCUGAAGUAUCACCUGGAACGACACCACCGGGAGCGGCAGAAUGGAGCCGGGCCACUGUCAGGACAGCCCCAGAACCAAGAGCACAAAGAUGAGACCUCCAGCAAAGCACCUUUGUUUAUCAGGCCAGACAUCCUGCGAGGGGCUUUGAAGAGUCUCCCUGGAAUCGACUUCCGAGGUGGUCCUGCCUCUCAGCAGUGGACAUCAGGCAUGCUCUCCUCUGGAGAUCACCCAGGGCAGGCCACUGGCAUGUCCUCAGAGCUGUCUUCAGAUACCCUAAAAGGCUCCGACCUUCCUUCCAAAAGCUCCCACUUCUCAGAGAUCGGAAGGGCUUAUCAAAGCAUCGUGAGCAAUGGCGUGAAUUUCCAAGGGUCCCUGCAGGCAUUCAUGGACAGCUUUGUCCUCAGCUCUUUGAAGAAGAAGGACACAAAAGACAAAGUCCCAUCUGAUGCCCAUUCCAUGAAAGUCCAUGCUGCAGACAGUGGAGAGGAGAGGGCCAGUGGGAAGCCCUCCCAGAGAAAGUCUGAGAAAUCGCAGUAUGAGCCUCUGGACUUAUCUGUGCGACCUGACGCUCCCACUCUUCCUGGCUCCUCCGUGACCAUGCAAGACAGCAUUGCGUGGCAUGGCUGCUUGUUCUGUGCUUUUACCACAUCGUCCAUGGAGCUUAUGGCCCUUCACCUCCAGGCCAAUCACCUAGGCAAAGCAAAACGCAAAGAUCACCCCACAGGGGUGACAGUCAACUGCAAAGAUCAGGUGCGGGAGACCAGCAAGGUCCCUGUCCUGCCCUCCAUACAAUCAAACAAAGAGAUGGCCCUUUCGAGCACUGUCGGCGCACUAGACUCUGCUCCUGAGAAGAUGGUCCAAGGACCGGCCAAAGAGACUCUAGGGGACCAGAAGAGUGGUCAGUGGCCCAGCCACGUGGACCCUACCUUUUGUACCUUUCCAUCUGACUUCUACAAACAGUUUGGCGUUUACCCCACAAUGAUUGGCUCAGGGGCCCCUGGCUCCUGCUCCAACAAGAAUCCUGAUGGGAAAACCCACCUGGAAGAUGAAGCCCCUCUCCUGAUCCCGGAAACCACAAAUAAAAACACUACUGAUGACCUCUCAGAUAUUGCUUCCUCCGAGGACAUGGACUCCUCCAAGGGAGAAAACAAUGAGGAUGAGGAGAUUGACACCGAACCAGAAAUGAUGAGCAAGCCACUGUCUGCUCUCAGCAAGGAUGGCAGCAGUGAGGGCGGUGACAGCCUGCUGCCCCCGGGCACCUCCCAGCCCAUCCAGGGACUGGUCUCACCUUUAGCCCAAGCAUCAGAGGAACAGUGGCACAACCCAGGCCUCCUUCCUGCCCAGGACCCCUCCGCGGGGCUGCCAAAGCCAGAGCGGGGUCCGCCAGGGUUGGAGAAACCCAUGAGCAUGCUGUCGGUCCUCAGGGCCUACAGCGCCGAUGGCUUAGCAGCCUUUAAUGGGCUCGCAAGCAGCACAGCAAAUUCUGGAUGUAUCAAGAGGCCAGACUUGUGUGGUCACAGGCCUUUCCAGUGUCACUACUGUCCCUACAGUGCCUCACAGAAGGGAAACCUGAAGACCCAUGUCCUCUGUGUCCAUCGAAUGCCUUUUGACAACAGCCAGUAUCCUGACCGCAGAUUCAAACGUUCCAGGGUCGACUCGGAGGCUUCUGGGAAUUUUGAGGAUGCUGCAACUGUCAAGGCGGGGAGCUUUGCCGAGCUAACAGAUGAGAGAGGCAAGGGCCAGGAGGAGGGCAACUGAGCAGAGCCCGUCCACUGUAACACUCCUCUCUACAGUUUUAAAUCAUGCAUCUGGUUUCACCAGUUUGCUAACUGCAUUCCAAGGGGGGGAAAUCAUGUACAACCCUCACUAGUGUAUAGAACAUUUAAAAGAAUUUUAAAAGAUAUCUAUAUAUAUAUAUAUUAAAAAGAAAAAUCCCCCAGCCCUUGAACAUGGCUGCUACACUGUUACCCAGUAACAAGAACUUCCAAGCAAUGUAGGUGGGAGAAAGUGAUUUUAGAAAUGUCCCUGUGUCCUUUGAGCUCUGAAAGCUGGAGGCCUUUCCAACCCAAAAGUCAUCUUUGUCCAAAAACAGAAAAAAAACAAAAAACAAAGAACAAAAACAAAAUGCUACCGUCCAAGUGAUUUGCGUUGCCUUGAAGGGUCUGUGUUUUCCUUCUUGAAAACACCUCUAUAAUCUAACACCAGCUGCUGUCAAUCGCCUAGCGCCCUAAUGAGACGAGUUGGGAGGCAGCUGAGGUGCCAGUCAGACUGGGGCGGUCACUGCAGGGAAAAUCAAUUCACGUGGUGUCACUCUGCACUCUGGGAGAAAUCCUAGCCAGCCUGCACGCAGCCAGCGAGCGCCAGGCCUGACCAGUGCUGCAGAGGAUGGUAAUCUAAAGUGUGCUUUAAAAAAAAAUACACAGCCCGAUGAAUCAGUGGUCAGGAAGUGUCUGCAGACAAAUGUCCUUUGCAGGUUUGAUGAGUCAUUCUUUCUUUUUUUUUUAAAGAUCAAAUUGCAGUAUGGAUAGAAAUGCUUUUUAUUUUAUUAUUUCUUUCCUGAGUUAUCGUUUUGAAAAUGUCUGGAUGAAGGAAAAGGUUUGAUAUUAAAAACAAAUUGUAGGAAACAUUCUAGAAACAGUCAUUAGCAAACCAACUCAAUUCUACUCUCCAUAGAAAGUUCUGGUAAACAAUGGCAGUUUCUUUGCUGAUGGGGAAGACUGCUUUCUAUUACAGUUUAAGACACUUUAUUUGAAUGAAGUCUCCCUUGGCCCUUGUUACCAGAUUCCUUUUUUCAUGUGUUACUUUUUAAGUGUUGUGGGCAUGAAGCAAGAUUUUUCUUCUCCAGUGAGCUCUUCCAAAAUAACUUGUAUUAAAACACGAAUCUAAACCUCCGGCUGUCUGUCACUAAUGAAGAAAACAGUUUGACUUAGAAUGUUCAUUUUUGUGAAACAAAUGUGUUCUGUAUUUUUGUAGAUUAUAGAGUGUCUACUGAUUGAACACUCAAAAUUUAUCCAGUUCUGCACCACACUGAGGGAGAUUUUGAAGGUUGACAAGGAAACACAACUCUUAAAAGACAAAAACAGAAACCAAAACAAUGGUGUAAGGAAACUCAUAGGAGUAUUCUUGAAUUUGCUAGGAUGCUGUGAAUGUUCCCACCUUCUAACACACUUCCCUUGAGUGACAUGAAAUUGGUACUGUUACUUGUGACGGUGGAGACGUAGUGAAGUAUUAACUUCGAGAACGAAAUCAUUUAAACUUGGAGAGAGAGGGGAAAAAGUCAAUAUUUCCUUGCAGUCUGGGAGCACACAAUAAAACCCCAGGGCCUUAAAAACUUCAACUCUGCCUAUAGCAGUUUACAAAAAUACUAAACUGCAAUCAAUGUAAAUAAAAUUCUUAGCACUAUCCUGAGACUGAAUUUCAGGCUAAUAAGGAAUCCGGUUUGCAUAUGCUGUCAAAAGGGUGUCAUCCAACUCGGGUUUCACUGGGAAUGAGGCCGCUGUGCAGCGUGGACCCAUCUGGCAUAAAGCAAGCUGCUUUCUUGCUGCUUUUUUUCUUCUUUUCUUUUCUUCCCUUUCUUCCUUCUUUUCUUUUCUCCUUUACUUUUUUCUCUAGAAUAGUCUCACUGCCUUACUUAACUCAGUUGAUCGACUGUGGCUGUCUCCGUGGUCCGAGGGAGGCCUGGAGACGUUGGUGGAAAACUUCUGACUGUAGUGAGCAUUUAGGGGUUAAGUGCACUGCUGUGUUUGGUGACUGUGCCAUUGGCUUGCUUUCUGUGUGUUUGCCCCACCUGUGGUAUCUUAGCAAAGAGAAAUUUAAAAAAGAAAAAAAGAAAAGAAAAAAAAUAAUAAAAAGGAAAAAAAGUGGAAAAAAAAAGAGAGAGAGAGAGAGGCCCACAUUCCGUGUCUAGCACUUUGGCGCUGGUACAGUGUCUUUUGUGCCCUCCGAGAAUCUGCAAAUACUACAGGCAAUAAUUAUGUUUGUGACACUGGGAACAUACUCCCCUUCUUUGUGGUGUGUGUGUUGAUUCCAUUUUGUCCAGUCCUACCAGCCUUCCCAUUUUCCCUCUGACACAGGCUUUCUUUCCAGAACAUUUGUGACUUGUAAUACAAGCCCGUGACAGCUUCUGCGAUGCAAUGUCAGCAUCAAGUGUCACCAGGCUCUCAUAUCUAUACACGUUGGUCCUUCCCCCGUGACUUCUGUAGUCUGUGAUGCCGUUCCUAACCCCGUCGACAUUCUAUCUUGGAGGAACUCUGAGAUCAUAGAGUAGAGGAGUUUGUCGCUAUGCUUGUAACAAGUAGAACACUUUGUAUUUAAAGUUUAUUCUUGGUCAUUAUUUAUUAUUAUAAUACAUCAGUUGACAGAACUUUAUUCUGGUAUAGAAAGUAUUAAAGGUUGUUUUUUUCAGCAAUGACUGUUUUCUUUCUGCUGUUAGGAAUAAAAUGUCUUUGAAGCAGUCCAGUUUUAUCCAGUGUUUUAUGCAAUAAAACCUCUACCUUUGCAAAACAAAAACCUGAACCAAAAAAGUAUGUCUUUUCUGAGUCCCACAAAGAAUAAAACCUAUUUUCCAUGCUUAUAAGUCAUUGGUAAAACUUGAGCAGACUCCACUCAUAAAAAAAGGCCUGUCAUAUUCUGCAUGGCAGAUAUCCUCAUGGCUUUGAGCUUUUGUUGAAC
Peromyscus leucopus (white-footed mouse) is the source of this 9840-nucleotide messenger RNA. RefSeq names its product zinc finger protein 536 (gene Znf536). The transcript has 7 exons. Gene Ontology annotation, molecular function: RNA polymerase II cis-regulatory region sequence-specific DNA binding; DNA-binding transcription factor activity, RNA polymerase II-specific. Gene Ontology annotation, cellular component: nucleus. The coding region runs from base 2782 to 6927 and encodes 1381 amino acids. Lineage: Eukaryota; Metazoa; Chordata; Mammalia; Rodentia; Cricetidae. Gene Ontology annotation, biological process: regulation of DNA-templated transcription. The record is from RefSeq and is a predicted model, not a curated record.